This is a messenger RNA of Ictalurus punctatus (channel catfish), 2351 nucleotides long. It is a transcript of the gene asl, whose product is annotated as argininosuccinate lyase. NCBI's taxonomy places the organism in Eukaryota, Metazoa, Chordata, Actinopteri, Siluriformes, Ictaluridae. Bases 243 to 1640 code for a protein of 465 amino acids. Gene Ontology annotation, molecular function: argininosuccinate lyase activity. The record is from RefSeq and is a predicted model, not a curated record. The transcript has 17 exons. Gene Ontology annotation, cellular component: cytosol.
AACGCUUGGGAGUCGACUCUAAAAUCUCAAUGCUUGUGUUUGAAGAAUCGGUUCUUUUAUUUUUAACAUCGACUCCGUCCUUGGAUGAAACAUGCAGCAGCUACUCAACACCCAGUAACCGUUUCCCCUUCUGCUGACUGUAACAGAACCACGCUUUAACCAGGUGACCUGCGAAGACUGAAGGCUUGAACGCUGCGUCAGCCUCCUCAAUUCAGAAGAAGAACGAGACUGAAGAAGUAACCAUGGCGGCUUCCGAGGGAAACAAGUUGUGGGGCGGUAGAUUUGUAGGAAGCACUGAUCCCAUCAUGGAGAAGUUCAACGCAUCAAUCUCAUACGAUCAACGCAUGUGGGAUGCAGACAUCAGAGGCAGUAAAGCCUACGUAAAGGCGUUGCACAAAGCCAAGCUGGUCACUCAGGAGGAAUUGGUUCAUAUUCAGGGCGGCCUUGAUCAGGUUUUGGGUGAAUGGUCCAGUGGUACAUUCCAGAUCAAGCCAGGAGAUGAGGAUAUUCACACAGCCAAUGAGCGUAGACUAAAGGAACUGAUCGGAGAGGCAGCUGGAAAGCUUCAUACUGGCAGGAGCAGGAAUGAUCAAGUUGUGACAGAUAUGAGGCUGUGGUUGCGGGAUGCUAUCACCACUCUGAAGGGAAACACCAUCCAACUUAUAACUACCAUGGUGGAAAGGGCAGCCAUAGAAAUCAACAUCCUUUUUCCUGGAUACACUCACAUGCAGAGAGCGCAACCAAUCAGAUGGAGCCACUGGAUUCUCAGUCACGCAGUGGCACUGAGCAGAGACGUGGAGCAGCUGGAGGAAAUCAGGAAGCGGGUCAACGUUUUGCCUUUGGGAAGUGGAGCCAUUGCUGGGAACCCCUUCAAUAUUGAUAGGGAACUUCUUCGGAAAGAACUCAACUUUGACGGGAUCAGCAUCAACAGUAUGGAUGCAACCGGACAGAGAGAUUUCGUCGCUGAGUUCCUCUUCUGGGGAUCGAUGUGUCUCAUGCACCUCAGUAAGAUGGCAGAGGAUCUGAUCCUGUACAGCACCAAAGAAUUCUCCUUUAUCAAGUUAUCCGAUGCAUACAGCACAGGAAGCAGUCUGAUGCCGCAGAAGAAGAAUGCUGACAGUCUGGAGCUCAUCCGCAGCAAAGCAGGACGAGUGUUCGGCAGAUGUGCAGGUUUUAUGAUGGUACUCAAAGGCCUCCCCAGCACAUACAACAAAGAUCUACAGGAGGAUAAAGAGGCCAUGUUUGACACCUAUGAUUCAUUGCAUGCUGUACUGCAGGUGGCUACAGGUGUCAUGUCUACACUGGAGGUCAAUCAGAAAGCUAUGGAGGCAGCACUCAGUCCGGACAUGCUGGCCACUGAUCUGGCCUAUUACCUUGUCAGGAAAGGAAUGCCUUUUAGGGAAGCUCAUAGCUGCUCCGGAAAAGCUGUCUAUCAAGCUGAGUCUAAAGGUGUCCCACUAAACAAGCUUACUGUGGAAGACCUCCAUACUGCCAGUCCUCUGUUUGACAGUGACGUGUCCUCAGUGUGGGACUACACAAGCAGUGUGGAGCAGUACAGCGCCCUGGGUGGCACAGCACGGAGUAGUGUUACGGCACAGAUAGAACACAUGAGAGCCUGGCUGAAGGUGCACAGUGUAUAACUGUAAUGUAAACCCUCACAAAGUUGGAACCACAAACAUUAGCACAUUUUCUAAACCAUGUUGUUUUCAAGCUUUAUCACAUCCAACAGAUUCAUUGUCAAAAUACUUUCUGUUUAAAAUUUACUGUAGGCAAACAUACAGUACAACAUACCUGGGGCAGUGACUGCUAUUAUUAUUAUUAUUAUUAUUAUCAGCAAUAAUAGAUGAACAAAGAAAUAAACAAACUCUAAAAUGUAGUAUUUUGAGUAUUUUUGAGUUUGAAUGUUGAGGACUUUUAGUUUUGUUUUUUAAAUCAACAUUAACAUAUAUCAUGUAUCACAUAAUUGGCAUUAAAAAUAAUCAACAUAGAUUUUUUUCCAAGAGCCUCAUCAAACUGAAAGACAUACUCUACCGAAGAUAUAAUGUCACUGCACACGACAUGUAUAUGACUUAAAAUUCCAGCAGCCCAAUAUAAAACUCCUUCCCACAUCCCUACUGUUGUUAACACAUGACUUUGCAUCUCCUUUAUUUAUACAUUCAUCUUAAAUCAGAACAUUUUGUUUAUUUCUAGCUAUAAUUCUGGUGGUUUGGGGGAAUUUUGGGCUUUCUUUAAUGUGGAAUUUUGGUACAAGUUUUUAAUCAUAGUGGGGUACAAAAAUAUUCUGUUGUCUUGCACAGCAUUGUUUUGCAUAUUGCCAACAAAUGAAUAAACAGGUUCUUUUUAAAAAUGUG